Messenger RNA from Brachypodium distachyon (stiff brome), 1183 nucleotides. RefSeq names its product ras-related protein RABA1f. Lineage: Eukaryota; Viridiplantae; Streptophyta; Magnoliopsida; Poales; Poaceae. Bases 323 to 982 code for a protein of 219 amino acids. The transcript has 2 exons. Gene Ontology annotation, cellular component: endosome. Gene Ontology annotation, molecular function: GTPase activity; GTP binding. The record is from RefSeq and is a predicted model, not a curated record.
UCCAAUCUGCCGCAAGCGAGCGAGCGAGCGGCCGAUAAAUAAAAAAAGAUCAGCGAGGCAACCCCCGGCGACCUCUUCGCGUUUCUUUCCCCCAAAGCAUCAAAGCAAAACCCAACCGAAAAGAAGAGAAACGCGCCGCGCCCGCACCGCGUUGUGGUGGUAGUCCUGGUAGGGUAAGCUCAAGCGGAGAGACGGCUCUGCUCUAGUAUUUAGCUCCUCGCACCGGCGCGCGGGAAAGGGGAACGAGAUCAAAUCAAACGGCAAGGCCGGCCACGCAGAUUCGGUAUUGGGGUGAGUUCAGGAAGUCUUGAGGGAGAGAGAGAUGGCGGUGGCGUACCGCGCGGAGGAGGAGUACGACUACUUGUUCAAGGUGGUUCUGAUCGGGGACAGCGGCGUGGGCAAGUCCAACCUGCUGUCGCGGUUCGCGAGGGACGAGUUCAGCCUCGACACCAGGUCCACCAUCGGCGUCGAGUUCGCCACCAAGACCGUCCAAGUCGAUGGCAAGCUCGUCAAGGCGCAGAUCUGGGACACCGCCGGCCAAGAAAGGUACAGAGCCAUCACGAGCGCCUACUACCGGGGCGCGGUGGGCGCGCUGGUGGUGUACGACGUGACGCGGCACAUCACGUUCGAGAACGCGGAGCGGUGGCUGGCGGAGCUCCGCGACCACACGGACGCCAACAUCGUGGUGAUGCUGGUGGGGAACAAGGCGGACCUGCGGCACCUGAGGGCCGUGCCGCCAGAGGAGGCCAGGGCAUUCGCGGAGCGGCACCGCACAUUCUCCAUGGAGACCUCCGCGCUGGAGUCCACCAACGUGGAGGGCGCCUUCACGGAGGUGCUCGGCGAGAUCUACCGCGUCGUCAGCAAGAAGGCGCUCGACAUCGGCGACGACCCCGCCGCGCCGCCCAGGGGCAAGACCAUCAACGUGGGCGCCGCCAAGGAUGAAGUCUCUCCGGUGAACACGGGGGGUUGCUGCUCGGCUUAAACUUUGCUACUCCAGCUCGAUUGGUAUGUACGUGGUUGCUGAUGGAUGGAUUGAUGGGGGCACGUUGUGUUGCACUUGUUGCAUGAUGUUGCGAUCGUGAUGGAUUUGUGGAACGCUCCUUUGCAUUGGGGUGCCGUGGUGGUUGAUUGGGUAGUAUGCUCGAUUGAUAUGAUAUUCAUUGGUCUGCUUGAUCCUGCAUCA